CCAAAUACGCAGAGGAAGGGAUGAAUAUGCAGCGUCAUGUUUAUCUAAAUGAACCUUCAAGUAGAUGUAGUACAGCGUAAAUUCAGGCCUCUAGUACACUUUCAGACGUGGUGAGUUAUCGCCUGAGAGUGAUCGACAGUUGACGAAAAUGACGAGAAAGAUCAUCGCACUAGCCGCACUUAUUUUUCUCGUGUCGAUUCUGCACUGCGGAAACGCCUCGCGAAUACUUUGCGUAUUUCCAUCAGCCUCGGUCAGUCAUCAGGUAGUUUUUCGCGGAUUGACCAUGGCCCUGAGGGAACGUGGCCACGAGCUCGUUGUCGUGACGACGAGUCCGGUGAGGGAUCCGAAUCUGAAGAACUACACUGAGAUAGACAUCAGUUUUCUUUACGAGCAGAAUUUCACAACGAAUUAUAUAGAGCUGCGACGAAACGCGCGCUGGAUUGAUUGGUUCUGGGACGUUUCACCGAUCCUACAUUUGUUCGGUGAAAAAAUCUUCGGACAUCCAGAAUUGAAGAAGAUUUAUGCACCGAAUAGCGGUGAAAAGUUUGACUUGAUGUUGAUGGAGACUCUUUAUUGGCCGACGUUUUUGGCUCUCGGUAAACGAUUCGACGUUCCCAUCAUUGGAAUCACGUCUUUGGGUCUUGCUCUGAACCUUCAAUACUCGGUCGGGAAUCCGGUACUGACUUCUCAUCAAUCGAACUGGGACCUUCCAAUAAAGGAAACGUCCGAUUCGCCGACGCUUUUAGAAAGGCUUAGGAACUUCUACGACGUAUGGAAGUACAUUUACUAUUACAACACGGAGUUCAUGCCUGCUCAGCAUUCCAUUGCAAAAAAAUAUUUGGGAAACGAGAUUCCAGAACUUGGUGAAAUCGAGAGGAACCUCAGUUUGAUUUUCACCAACCAACAGGAGCCGAUCUCGUAUCUUAGACCAACCGUACCCAACGUUAUUCAAAUUGGUAAUUUCCACGUGGCGAAGAAUAUCAAGCCUCUGCCGAAGGAUCUUCAGAAGACCCUUGACGAAGCCAAACAAGGAUUUAUAUACGUGAGCCUAGGAUCCAACGUGAAGAGCACCAUGCUGGACAGGAAAACACGCUCAGAGUUUAUCGCCGCGUUUUCCAAGCUUCCCUACACGGUAAUUUGGAAGUUCGAGGACGAUUUUCUUCCCGGCAAACCGGACAACGUAAUAAUAAUUAAGUGGGCCCCGCAGCAGGCGAUUCUAGCUCACCCAAACCUGAAAGUCUUCGUGUACCAAGGAGGACUUCAGAGCACAGAGGAAGCGAUUUCUCACGGCGUUCCUGUGAUCGGUUUCCCAGUGAUGGCCGAUCAAGACCUGAAUGUUAACAAAAUGGUGUCUCUUGGUGCCGGGAAGAAGCUGGAAAUCACUGACGUGAAAAAGGCCGAUUUGCUGGAAGCGAUACUGUCCGUCGCUGGGGAUAGCAGUUACAAGCAAAGGGUGCUAAACGUACGCGAUCUGCUGAAAGACAGGCCGUACGAUUCACUGAAGAAUGCAGUUUGGUGGACCGAGCACGUGAUACGAUACAAAGGUGCCCCUCAUCUCCAUUCUAGUACAGCCGACGACCCGUGGUACCAGCGUAGCGAUAUGGAUAUAAUCUUCUUAAUUGCUGCCGUAUUUGUAAUAUCUUUGAUGUCCGUUUCAGCUGUACUUUAUAAGUUCUUAUUUUACACUAUGAAUAUAUUCGUCAAUCAGCAAUUAGUACACAAAAAAGAAAAGCUUAAAUGACAAUACAUCUAUACUCAUUAUACGCGAAAAAAACUGUUUUUAUAAUUGUGUUUGCAAGUAUUUAUAUCCAACUGAUUCAUGGAAAAGCAAAUAA
Molecule: messenger RNA, 1835 nt
Organism: Diprion similis
Lineage: Eukaryota; Metazoa; Arthropoda; Insecta; Hymenoptera; Diprionidae
Product: UDP-glycosyltransferase UGT5-like
Exons: 5
Coding region: 149-1741 (530 amino acids)
Molecular function (GO): UDP-glycosyltransferase activity
Source: RefSeq, a predicted model, not a curated record